AUGAUGCGCUAUUCCGAAAUUUUAAUCUGCUGUCGUCACUCUCGUGUCUGUCCCGGACACUGCUUUCGCGGCCACUGCAACCACAGUCGUCGCCGCGGCCUCCCCCGCUCCGCUCUGCUGAAGGCAAGGCUGUCGCCACGUGCUAUUCAUAGCAGAUUGUGGGAGCUACCGCUCCCCCUCUCUGCGUGCUUCUCGUGGCACCGCCCCCGCCGCCCCACGCCACCUCACGCCACUGUCACCGCCGCCCACCGCCCCCGCUGCCCCUACUGCCUUGCUCCCGCGCCCGCCCAGCCACCGCCCUUGCGCCACCACCGCUGCUCCGCCGACCCACGAGCAUUAGCCUGUCCUCGCACUAGCUACAUGCCUGGCACUAGCAAGGAGGAGGAAAAGAAGCAUGAAAAAAGUAGAAUAAAUGAAGGAGCAGGCAGGCGAAGAAAAUGA
This is a messenger RNA of Gryllus bimaculatus (two-spotted cricket), 441 nucleotides long. NCBI's taxonomy places the organism in Eukaryota, Metazoa, Arthropoda, Insecta, Orthoptera, Gryllidae. The record is from the annotation of a GenBank genome assembly.